AUGAAUGAGGCCACAGUGUUUUUGGGGACCUUCAGUGCUGCAGACAUUUUUUGCUUCUAUGCUGACUUUGGACCCCUGAAUCUGGGCAUGCUGUACAGGUACUGCUGUAAACUGAACAAGAAGCUCAAGUCCUUCACUCAUUCCAGAAAGAGGGUGAUUCACUACACCAGCUAUGACCAGAGGAAGAGGGCCAAUGCUGCAGUACUUAUUGGUGCCUAUUCUGUGAUCUAUUUGAAGAGAAGCCCAGAGGAGGCCUACAGGAGCCUCAUCUCAGGAAACAAUACUGCAUAUCUGCCUUUCAGGGACGCUGCUCUCGGAGACUGCACGUACAAUUUGACCAUCCUAGACUGUUUACAAGGAAUACGAAAGGCCCUGCAAUGUGGAUUCUUCAACUUUGAGACAUUUGAUGUGGAAGAGUAUGAGCAUUACGAGCGAGUGGAGAAUGGAGACAUGAACUGGAUUAUUCCUGGGAAGAUUUUGGCCUUUAGUGGACCUCACCCAAGAAGCAAGAUAGAGAAUGGAUACCCUCUCCAUGCUCCAGAGGCCUACUUCCCGUAUUUCCAGGAGCAUCAUGUAACUGCCGUGGUGCGGCUCAACAGGAAGAUCUACGACGGACGGCGGUUCACUGACGGAGGCUUCGAGCACCACGACCUGUUCUUCGUGGAUGGAACCACGCCCAGUGACCUCAUCACACGACGCUUCCUCCAUGUGUGUGAGAGCACUGAGGGCGCUGUGGCUGUCCACUGCAAGGCGGGUCUGGGUCGUACGGGGACUCUGAUAGGUUGUUACCUGAUGAAGCACUAUCGUUUCACAGCGGCUGACGCCAUCGCCUGGAUCAGGAUCUGCAGGCCUGGAUCCAUCAUCGGACCUCAGCAGGAUUUUCUAGAAGAUAAGCAGCACAGUAUGUGGGUGCAGGGUGACAUGCAUCGCACCAAACAGAAGCAGCAGCAGCGUCGCCAGCGGCCAAAGCUGGACCAGGAAGUGACUUGCCUCGUCUCCAGCAUGGACGACCUGUCAAUCAACACCGUUCUUUAUAAGUCCUUCAGCCUGGAUGAGAAUAACUACAGGGAGUGUCUGACCCAAGGAGAUAAACUCAGGGAUUUGAAAGGCCGUCGCUCAUCCAGGUCUGCCACCACUUCACGGUUGAAUUUGACAAAGACCAGUCAGACCUCUAUCACCCCUCCCAAGUGUUCCAGGCUAUCUCAGGUCCCUGUCCCCUUCUCCUCCUCCUCUUCUCCCAAGAGGCUGGUGCAAAGCUCCUCAUCAUCAGCUAGUAACCUUAAGAGUCCAUUUAGCCUGAGUAUGUUCACCUCUAAGGCUACUACCAUUCACUGAGCCCACGUUGAUCACUGACUUUUCAUCUUUGACCUUCCGACCUUCCAGUUGACCCCAGGAGACAGGAGGUUAACACCCUCAACCGCUGGAGAAAUGUGCACGAUAGUCUCUGUUAUAAAUGCACGUUAAAUAACAUUUAAUAAUAAAAAAAAUAAUAAUCUAAUCCAGCCCUGAGACACUCUGUAAAAUAAUAUUUGUAACAAUUGGAUUUGUAGACAUGAUCUCGUUUCAAUCAAUGUAAUUGUUUGAUUUCAAAAUGGGUUUAUUAUCAUUGUAAUUGUGUGCAAGGAGAAUGUUUAUCAUGGCUUUCUCUUUCUCUUAUUCAGUUAUUUAAUUGAUUUCCAUUGUUUGAUUGACGCUGUAAAAGAGGACACAUCCUACUGUACACUCAAUUGAUUCAUGAGUGGCUGUCUUAUGAGUGUUGUCAUUCAGGAGAUCCAUUUCUUUUAUGUAAAUACACAUUUGGAUUGUAACAGAAGUGACUCUGGUUGAGCACUUUUUUUUCUGACUUGUUUUUACGACUCUUGUUGACAGGCUCGAGACAAUUGUUUUGUUUGAAAUGACUUUAAG
Oncorhynchus masou masou (cherry salmon) is the source of this 1905-nucleotide messenger RNA. Its product is annotated as dual specificity protein phosphatase CDC14AB-like. The record is from RefSeq and is a predicted model, not a curated record. Gene Ontology annotation, molecular function: protein serine/threonine phosphatase activity; protein tyrosine phosphatase activity; protein tyrosine/serine/threonine phosphatase activity. Lineage: Eukaryota; Metazoa; Chordata; Actinopteri; Salmoniformes; Salmonidae. Gene Ontology annotation, cellular component: cytoplasm; mitotic spindle; centrosome. Gene Ontology annotation, biological process: positive regulation of cytokinesis; regulation of exit from mitosis; protein dephosphorylation. The transcript is spliced from 12 exons. Bases 1 to 1335 code for a protein of 444 amino acids.